Symbiodinium natans is the source of this 798-nucleotide messenger RNA. The record is from the annotation of a GenBank genome assembly. Lineage: Eukaryota; Dinophyceae; Suessiales; Symbiodiniaceae.
AUGGGCGCCUGCAGCUCCACCGGAUGCGGCUGUGAGAAGGGGCCCCCACCGACGCUCAACAUCGAGCCGGGCGAGGUGAAGGGCAGCUCUCCACGCCCCCUGGAGGCCACUGGAGGCUCUGAGAAGACACCAGGCGGUCAAACACUGAGUGGAGGGGCCAUCUACGAGGGCCAAUGGCGAGGUGAAGACAAGCAUGGCCAGGGCAAGCUGAUCUUCGCUGAUGGCUCCAUGUACGAGGGCCAGUUCGACUCGGAUCGAAAGCACGGCACGGGAAAGUACACCUACAGCAACGGCUCUACGUACGAGGGCCAAUGGAAGAUGGAGGUCCAAGACGGCCACGGGGUGGAGAAGCUCGUGGACGGCAGCAUAUUUGAGGGCCAAUUCAAGAACGGCGACAAGUGCGGGAAAGGCAAAUUCACUUGGAACACAGGGGGCAGCUACGAGGGAGACUUCGAUGCCAACGACAUGCACGGCGAAGGUCGCUACCAAUGGAGCGACGGCAGGUCGUACACUGGCCAGUGGCGUCGGAAUCACAUGGGCCCCAGUGGUACCAUGCAGUGGACGGAUGGUCGCUGCUACGAAGGUCAGUUUCGUGAUGGAAAGAAGCACGGGGAGGGCAAGCUCUCCUGGCCUGAUGGCCGCUCCUACACAGGCCAGUGGGACAGUGGCCGGCAGCAUGGCGUCGGCAUCGCUGUCACUGCCAAAGGCCUUUCUCGGAAAUCUCAGUGGGAGCAUGGCAAUUUCGUGUGCUGGCUCGAGGAGCCGCCUGAGGUGACUGGCGAGACAGCCAAGACGUGA